Messenger RNA from Brassica oleracea var. oleracea, 613 nucleotides. RefSeq names its product protein COLD-REGULATED 15B, chloroplastic-like. The transcript has 2 exons. The coding region runs from base 89 to 517 and encodes 142 amino acids. NCBI's taxonomy places the organism in Eukaryota, Viridiplantae, Streptophyta, Magnoliopsida, Brassicales, Brassicaceae. The record is from RefSeq and is a predicted model, not a curated record.
UAGAUUAUUACUCAUCUCACUCUUGUUCCUAUUAAAACCUCUCCUUUGAUUUCUUUUGCUCGCUUUUGACACUUUAAAGAGAACUUUCAUGGCUAUGUCACUCUCAGGAUCAGCUGUUCUCAGUGGGAUUGGUUCUUCUUUCUCCAGCGGCGCAGCCAAGCAGAGCGGCAUUGGCGCCGUCGGUUUUGGCCGGAAAACUGAGUUCGUCGUCGUCGCUCAGCGCAAGAAGUCGUUGAUCUACGCCGAUAAAGGUGACGGCAACAUUCUGGAUGACCUCAAUGAAACCACAAAGAGAGCUUCGGAUUACGCGACGGAGAAGACAAAGGAGGCGUUGAAACAUGGCGAGGAAGCAAAAGACUACGUUGUUGAUAAGAACGUUGAAGCCAAAGACACUGCAGUGGAUGAAGCUCAGAAAGCUUUGGAUUAUGUGAAGGCAAAAGGAAACGAAGCUGGGAACAAAGUUGCCGAGUUUGUUGAGGGUAAAGCAGGAGAGGCUAAGGACGCCACAAAAGCAUGAUGCUUCAACCACUUAACUCGUAGAUAUAUAUGUAUCUUAUCCUUCUUGUCUCAUGUUUGAUACUUUACAAUAAGAUCAGUUUGUUUAAAACUUCUA